GGAUGAUGUUUGAUCUCAUGGAUGGUAAAGUGGCAAGAUGGAGGAGAACAGCUAGCUUAUUGGGACAGGAGUUAGAUUCACUAGCGGAUCUGAUAUCAUUUGGUGUGGCUCCAGCUGUAUGCGCCUUUUCUGUAGGAAUGCGUACGUUUCUUGACACCAUAAUUCUUACAAUUUUUAUUGCCUGUGGGAUUGCUCGUCUUGCACGAUAUAAUGCUACCGUUGCAUCUAUUCCUAAGGAUGCAUCUGGAAAAAUAAGUUAUUUUGAAGGGACUCCUAUUCCAACGACUCUAUGUAUCGUUGCUCUGAUCGGUUAUUUGGUUAAAAAUGAACAGUUAGAAGAUCAUCUUCCUGGAGGUGUAAUUAAUUUAUCAACACGUGUGGCUUUUCAUCCAUUUGUAUUGUUAUAUGGAAUAAGUGGAAUUGCGAUGGUUAGUAAAACCUUGAAAAUUCCAAAAAUUUGA
Molecule: messenger RNA, 461 nt
Organism: Acaulospora morrowiae
Lineage: Eukaryota; Fungi; Glomeromycota; Glomeromycetes; Diversisporales; Acaulosporaceae
Source: the annotation of a GenBank genome assembly